This is a messenger RNA of Syngnathus typhle (broad-nosed pipefish), 2334 nucleotides long. RefSeq names its product RELT TNF receptor (gene relt). Gene Ontology annotation, molecular function: protein binding. The transcript is spliced from 10 exons. The coding region runs from base 204 to 1517 and encodes 437 amino acids. Gene Ontology annotation, biological process: apoptotic process. The record is from RefSeq and is a predicted model, not a curated record. NCBI's taxonomy places the organism in Eukaryota, Metazoa, Chordata, Actinopteri, Syngnathiformes, Syngnathidae.
UGAGCUUGAGCCUCCUGCCCACAAGAGAGGAAAGCCCGGGAUCGAGAGGGAGGACUCUAACCGGUGUCGUGCCUUCUAAUCACAACAAAUCCAACACGUUAAUUUGGUUCACCUUAAGUGGUCAUGUUCGUGUCCGAACUCUGCAUCUCAACCACUUUUAUCCACCGAGACCGAUCUUAUGUAGGUACAAGAAUACAUUGAAGAUGAGGAGGAACCACCUUUGCCGCUCAGCGAUUUUUCUUGUCACGGUGUUUGGUUAUUGCAGAACUGCAGCAGUGCAGUGUCAGUGGGGAGGAGAAGGGUGCGUGUGUCUUGAAUGCCCCGCCGGCCAAGAGCCUUCUCGACCUUGUGGGAAAAUUCACAGUCAGGCAGAAGAAAUGCAGUGUCGUCCAUGCCGAACAGGAACCUUUUCAGACUUGUUAGACUCUGAAUUGUGUCAUCUACACUCCUCCUGCAAGCUUCUCGGGCGAAAACUCAUAUCUCCCGGCACUGUAAACUCCGAUGCUGUGUGUGGGGACUGUCUGCCUGGAUUAAACUUCAAAGGUAGAGUGGGAAGUUAUUCAACGAAAAACCCCUGUGAAAACAUGACUGUGCACAGCAGAAGCGUACGCACAGUGGGGCAAGACUUGAUAAGUGGCGCUGGAGGUCCAGCCAAUGACACCGUUGUGCGCAGCACUGAGGAGAAUAUGGCCGAGUAUGCUGUCUUCGCCUUGGUGCCUAUCUUCUGUGUGACGGGCCUGCUGGGUAUCGUGAUUUGCAACUUCUUAAAGAAGAAAGGAUUCCGCUGCAAUGCUGAGAAGGAUGGGGUUGAUGCAGAGGCAGCCACACCUCAGAGAGAAGGUAAUAAUUACGAUGACCUAAAUGAAGACACCAUCGGUAUUCUUGUUCGCCUAAUUACUGAGAAAAAAGAAAAUGCUGCUGCAUUAGAAGAACUAUUGCAGGAAUAUGAGAGCAAACAGAUGGCCCUGAGCAAAGUCUCAUCAGUCAAGUUCCCAAUGCUGCCUCCCUUGUCCUCAUUCUGCUCCCUCCCCAGACUUUGCCCUCAUCAGUCGCACCUUCACACCAUCUCUGGCCUCUCCGAUUUGGGACCAAAUCACGGCUACCGUUGCUCCCGUUGUGCUCAGAACAAAUGGCCCGCUGUGCUCAUACCGCCUCUGGAUUCCCUUAAAGAUCCUCUGAAACCCACGCAGACCCUAUUUCCCACCCUGAAAACAUCCACUGAGCAAAAGAGGGACCCCCUGCUGCCAGGAAUGUGCGUUAACACUCAGCGUACACAACCCCCGGUGCCAAAUACUGUGCAGGAGACCGUAAAGGGCAAUGAGGGAAAGGAAUGGACAGAGUUGAAAGUUCUGUCUGUGGGAAGAUUUCAAGUGGCUCAGAUCCCUGAAUAUAAACCGGUCAUAGAGGAAACAAGGACGCCAUCCCAUGAGCAACGUGAAUCCUUUUUUGGUGGGAUUCAAUUUUCGUCCUCUUCAUUAGCGGGUCUCAUAAGGUACGACAACAGAUUGUCAUCGUGAUCCUCUCUUGUCGACCAAUUUUUGUCUGUAAAAAAUGUUUGCGGCGUGACACCAACGUAUAACCACUGCGGCCAACCCCGCUGCAAGAGGUUGGUUCACGAUGAGCAAAAUGAAACAAACAAUGAACAGCAUGAAGCUAAUUCAAAGAUAAAAUGUGUAUGAGCACUUAGUCGGAGCGGAGCGGUUUAUAUGAAAUUAUUGGAUUAGCAGCUGUCAUUGUUCUGCACUUUAAGGGCAGGUGAGAGGAAGAAUAUGCCCCAGUGUUUGAACGUUCAUAACAAAAGAAACAUGGUCAGGUAAACUCGCUGUCAUUCUUACGCAACAAACCGUCUUUCCUCCCUGUGUAAACAACACCCUUAUGGUGGAAAGAAAACAUUCAAAUGCAAUGUGUGUAUGAAGUGAAGUAAACAUUCAGUCACUUAGUGUGCAGCAUAAUCCAAAAGUAUGAAUUAAAGAAGAAAAUCGUGUGUUAAAUUAUUUCCACUCAUAAUUUAUUUUCACUUCUUCAAAAGACCUCAUACUUGAUAUUUAUGAACUGGUUGCUGAGUUUUUAGUGGUUUUAGUUGACAUUUUCCUGAAUUUCAAAUUCUGUGCUAUAUGGUAUUUAUGGUAACCAUUUUUUAUAAUUUAUCACCGUGUUACAAAUAAGAUGUCAAAGGAUUUCAAGGAUGGGACAUGAUUAUGAGGAUACUCCUUUUAAUCUGUCAUCCUUACACGUAGUCAGUCUGAAGUGUUGCUGGAUUAAAAAUGCAUCUCAGUGUCACUUUUUUUUAAAUGUAUGUUUUUACUGUUGAAAUAAAAAGAGGGAAUUUUGAAA